AUGGCGAAACCACUCUAUGCUCUGGGCUGCGAGGGCAGCGCCAACAAGCUGGGCAUCGGCAUCAUCGCCCACGAUCCGGCAACCGGUGCCUCGACCAUCCUCUCCAACAUCAGACACACCUUCGUCUCCCCGCCCGGCACAGGCUUCCUUCCAAAGGACACGGCGAAGCACCACCGCUCCUACUUCACAAGAAUCGCCGUCCAGGCUCUGAAAGACGCUGGUAUUUCGCCAUCCCAGCUAUCAUGUGUCUGCUACACCAAAGGCCCCGGCAUGGGCGCGCCUUUACAAAGCGUCGCGGUGGCGGCCCGCACACUCAGCCUUCUGUGGGAUAAGCCCCUAGUCGGUGUGAACCAUUGCGUCGGGCACAUCGAGAUGGGUCGUGAGAUCACGGGCGCCGACAACCCUGUUGUCCUCUACGUCUCUGGCGGCAACACCCAAGUUAUUGCCUAUGCCGAGCAGCGAUAUCGCAUCUUCGGCGAGACGCUCGACAUAGCCGUAGGAAACUGCCUCGACCGCUUCGCGCGCACCCUCGAGAUCAGCAACGACCCUGCACCCGGUUACAAUAUCGAGCAGCUGGCCAAGAAGGGGAGCAAGCUGUUGGACUUGCCGUACACAGUCAAGGGCAUGGACUGCUCCUUCAGCGGGAUCCUGGGGGCCGCAGACCUCCUUGCGGUUGCGAUGCGCGCACAGCACGCGCAGAUCGCCGACGGCGUCGACGUGCCCGAGUCGGAAAUCAUCACGCCCGAGGACCUGUGUUUCACGCUCCAGGAGACCGUGUUUGCCAUGCUCGUGGAGAUUACGGAGCGCGCCAUGGCCCACGUCGGGACCAGCCAGGUGCUCAUUGUCGGUGGCGUGGGCUGCAACGAGCGGCUGCAGGACAUGAUGGGAGCCAUGGCUGCGGAGCGCGGUGGCAGUGUGUACGCCACGGACGAGCGGUUCUGCAUCGACAACGGCAUCAUGAUUGCGCACGCGGGUCUGCUUGCCUACGAAACUGGCUGCACGACGCCGCUCGAGGAGAGCACGUGCACGCAGCGCUUCCGGACAGACGAGGUGUGGGUGAAAUGGCGGGACUGA
Molecule: messenger RNA, 1074 nt
Organism: Microdochium trichocladiopsis
Lineage: Eukaryota; Fungi; Ascomycota; Sordariomycetes; Xylariales; Microdochiaceae
Product: Gcp-like domain-containing protein
Exons: 1
Coding region: 1-1074 (357 amino acids)
Biological process (GO): tRNA threonylcarbamoyladenosine modification
Cellular component (GO): EKC/KEOPS complex; cytoplasm
Source: RefSeq, a predicted model, not a curated record